Molecule: messenger RNA, 2088 nt
Organism: Musca domestica (house fly)
Lineage: Eukaryota; Metazoa; Arthropoda; Insecta; Diptera; Muscidae
Product: frizzled-like
Exons: 5
Coding region: 1-1803 (600 amino acids)
Biological process (GO): non-canonical Wnt signaling pathway; canonical Wnt signaling pathway
Cellular component (GO): plasma membrane
Molecular function (GO): Wnt receptor activity; Wnt-protein binding
Source: RefSeq, a predicted model, not a curated record
AUGGCCAAAUUUCCACGAAAUACCCCACCAACCAGUCAUUUUCUGGCCCUCUUCUUGAUAUUCAUAAACCUCAAUUCAUCGCCCACCAGUGCAGUGCAUCGCUAUGACCAAUCAUCUUCGAUAGAGUCAAGCAAUCCCUACUAUCGCACCUCCAGUUCCGGAGAGGUUGUGGGCUCCACCUCAAUGUCGGGAGAUGAUGCCUUCCCCCACCACAAUCGCUGCGAGCCCAUAACCAUUUCGAUUUGUAAAAACAUACCCUAUAAUCGGACAAUAAUGCCCAAUUUAAUUGGACACACCAAGCAGGAGGAAGCCGGUCUGGAGGUGACACAAUUUGUACCCUUGGUCAAAAUCGGCUGCAGUCCUGACCUACAGCUGUUCCUUUGCUCGCUUUAUGUACCGGUUUGCACAAUACUCGAUCAACCCAUACCGCCGUGUCGUUCUUUGUGUGAAUCCGCACGGGUUUGUGAAACCCUAAUGAGAAAUUACAAUUUCAAUUGGCCCGAAAAUUUAGAAUGUUCAAAAUUUCCCGAACAUGGUGGGGAGGCAUUGUGUGUGGCGGAAAAUUCAACGGCCUCCACCCCACCUCCGACGAGGAUAUCGAAAAAGGUUACAACAAGGAAAAAUUAUGCCGGCAUGGAUAGUCCUCAUCCGCAUCGAGAUAUUGGCUUUGUUUGCCCAAUGCAAAUGCAAACGCCACCCGAUAUGGGCUACUCGCUGAAAGUUGGAGGAAAGGAAAAACUCCACUGUGGUGCUCCCUGUCAUGCCAUGUUCUUCCCCGAAAAAGAACGCACUGUUCUCAGGUAUUGGGUUGGUUCAUGGGCUGCGGUUUGCGUUGCCAGCUGUUUAUUUACGGUCCUCACAUUUUUGAUUGACUCCUCCCGCUUCCGUUAUCCUGAACGAGCCAUUGUAUUCCUGGCCGUCUGCUAUUUGGUUGUGGGCUGUGCCUAUGUGGCCGGCUUAGGAGCCGGAGAUUCGGUGGCCUGUCGGGAACCCUUCCCACCACCAGUCAAGCUGGGACGUUUGCAAAUGAUGUCCACCAUAACACAGGGUCAUCGCCAGUCAACGGCCUGUGCCAUUCUAUUCAUGGCUUUGUAUUUCUGCUGUAUGGCCGCCUUUGCCUGGUGGUCAUGUUUGGCAUUUGCCUGGUUUUUGGCGGCUGGCCUAAAAUGGGGUCAUGAAGCCAUUGAAAAUAAAUCACAUCUCUUUCAUUUGGUCGCCUGGGCCAUACCGGCACUGCAAACAAUUUCCGUAUUGGCAUUGGCUAAAGUUGAAGGUGACAUUUUAUCGGGCGUCUGUUUUGUUGGCCAACUGGACACCCACUCUCUGGGGGUAUUUCUCAUCUUACCCCUGUGCAUUUAUCUCUCGAUUGGAGCCCUAUUCUUGCUGGCCGGCUUUAUAUCCCUUUUCCGUAUACGUACCGUUAUGAAGACGGAUGGCAAACGUACCGACAAGCUGGAACGCCUUAUGAUGCGCAUUGGAUUCUUCUCGGGUCUCUUUAUCCUCCCAGCCCUGGGCUACUUGGGUUGUCUCUUCUACGAGUAUUAUUUCUUCGAUGAAUGGAUGGUCCAAUGGCAUCGUGACAUUUGCCGUCCCUUCUCAAUACCCUGUCCCCUACCAAGGCCCGACGGGUCUGAGUCGCGGCCUAUUUUUCAAAUAUAUAUGGUCAAGUAUUUGUGUUCAAUGUUGGUGGGUGUCACCUCUAGUGUGUGGCUGUAUUCGAGUAAGACAGUGGUGAGUUGGCGUAAUUUUGUCGAGAAGCUGCAGGGGAAGGAGACGCGGACAAGGGGUCAGGCGUAUGUGUAAAAAGCCAAGAAACCAUAAAAAUUAGUUGAUAAGGAUAAUUUAAUGAUAAGAAAAUCUGCUAUGAAUAGUUUUUUGUUGUUGUAAUAAUUUGUAAAAUAUUUUUUUAAAAAAAAUUACACACACACACGCAGAUGCAGACAGCAGAAGCAAAAACUUACCUAGAUAUGUAACACAAAGCAAUUGAGUGCUCAAAUUUAGAGUUUAGAAAUCCUUCUUUUCAAUAGACGUAACGCGAGUAGUACCCAAUGUGGUUGGUAGACCACAGGAUACUCAAGAAUGAAUACG